Rotaria sordida is the source of this 1626-nucleotide messenger RNA. The record is from the annotation of a GenBank genome assembly. NCBI's taxonomy places the organism in Eukaryota, Metazoa, Rotifera, Eurotatoria, Philodinida, Philodinidae.
AUGAGUACCACAGAAAAUCUAACAUCGGCACCCUCAGCAUCGAAUUCAACAGUUGAAACAAAUAAUAGAUCACGUCGUACAUCAUUGAAUCAAACUCGUCAUCAUAUUAAUUCUGUUUCUGCACCAACACAUAAUAGUAAUAAAAGUAAAACAAAUAGAAAUGAUGCUAUUAUUAAUGAUGAAUUUUCAUCAUCAAGCAGUAUGCCAUCAGCAGCAGCUCUUAAUGUAUCAUUUGCUAAAGAUGAAAAAAAAAGUUUAACAGCUUAUGAAAAACUUUUAUAUGAUUCACAAUAUGAUAUGCGUUUUAAAGCAGAAGAAAAAGCUGGUCGACGUAUUGGAUUUUAUCGUAUUCGAGGUGACAUUGGUUUAGGAAAUUUUUCUCGCGUUAAACUUGGUGUACAUCUACUUGCCAAAGAAAAAGUAGCAAUAAAAAUUCUUGACAAAACUAAACUUGAUGAACGUACUCAACGUUUACUUCUUCGUGAAAUAACUUCAAUGGAACGUUUACAUCAUCCAAAUAUUAUACGUUUAUAUGAAGUUAUUGAAACACCAAAUGAAAUUUAUAUUGUUACUGAAUAUGCACCCGGUGGAGAACUUUAUACACGUAUAACAAAACAAGGAAAAUUUAUUGAAGAUGAAGCCAAACCUAUAUUUGCUCAAAUAACUGCAGCUGUUGAUCAUGUGCAUAAAAAAGGUAUUAUUCAUCGUGAUAUUAAAAGUGAAAAUGUAUUUUUUGCUAAAGAACGUUUAAUAAAAUUGGGUGAUUUUGGUUUUAGUACAUUUUCAGAAAAAAAUCAAACAUUAACGACAUUUUGUGGUAGCCCACCUUAUGCAGCUCCAGAAUUAUUUCGUGAUGAAAAUUAUAUUGGAAUUUAUGUAGAUUUAUGGGCUAUGGGAAUUUUACUUUAUUUUAUGGUUACCGGUUUAAUGCCAUUUCGAGCAGAAAAUGUUGGUAAAUUAAAAAAAUCUAUCCUCGAGGGACAUUAUUCAAUACCAAUACAUGUAUCAGAUGAAUGUCAACAACUUAUACGAGGUCUUCUUCAUCCUGAAGCUGUUCAACGCUGGUCGAUAGAACAGAUACGUUCAUGUUCAUGGCUUAGUAAUCAAAAUUUUCCUAAUGAACUUGAACCACUCCCACUAAAUUUAACGAACUUUUGGACAUCUGUAAAUAAAGAUUUAAGUAAAAAUGAAAGUACAAAUAAUAUACAUAAUCCUACACCACCAACAUCAUCAUUUGAAUCUGAAGCUCAUUCAAAAUUAGAAGAUUUAGGCAUAACAAGUGAAUUAUUACAAACAACAACUAAAAAUUCAAAUAAUAAAUUUCUUUCCAAUCGUGAUAGUAUUAAUGGUACAUAUCGUAUUAUUUUACAUCGUUUACAAAAACAAUCAAAUCCAAUUGAACGCGAUGAAUUUUAUGGUAAAACAGUUAAUGAAGAUUUAUCAACAUCAUGGGGUCGUUCAAUGUCGGUUAUUGGCGAACCCGGUGGACGAAAAGAUUCGUUUGGAAAACCCAGUAGUGUUUCAUAUGGAGGAACAGGUGUAAAAUCAAAACGAAAUAACACUCAUAAACGUCAAUUAACAGGUAUAAAUGCUCAACAAUCGACGAAAGUCUGCAUGAUUUUAUGA